CAGCCCUGGACGAGAUACUGUGCCGCCCCCGGGGGCGCUGAUCACUCUCGCAGCAUCCAGGCCGGCGGGCGGGCCGUGCGCCCUGGGCGCGCGAGGUGGUGAGGCCCCAGGAACCCAGCGCGCCGGGAAGCGCAGGCAGGAUUGGCGAUGCACGCCCUCACCGGCUUCUCUUUGGUCAGCCUGCUCAGCUUUGGCUACCUGUCCUGGGACUGGGCCAAGCCGAACCUCGUGGCCGACGGGCCUGGAGAGGUCGGCGAGCAGCCCUCAGCUGCUCCACCCCAGCCUCCGCACAUCAUCUUCAUUCUCACCGACGACCAGGGUUACCACGACGUGGGCUACCAUGGUUCAGAUAUUGAGACCCCUACGCUGGACCGGCUGGCGGCCGAGGGGGUCAAGUUGGAAAAUUAUUAUAUCCAGCCCAUCUGCACACCUUCACGGAGCCAGCUCCUCACUGGCAGGUACCAGAUCCACACAGGACUCCAGCAUUCCAUCAUCCGCCCACGGCAGCCCAACUGCUUGCCCCUGGACCAGGUGACACUGCCCCAGAAGCUGCAGGAGGCAGGUUACUCCACCCACAUGGUGGGCAAGUGGCAUCUGGGCUUCUACCGAAAGGAGUGUUUACCCACCCGCCGAGGCUUUGACACCUUCCUGGGCUCGCUUACAGGCAAUGUGGACUACUACACCUAUGACAACUGCGAUGGCCCUGGUGUGUGUGGCUUUGACCUGCAUGAGGGGGAGAGUGUGGCCUGGGGGCUCAGCGGCCAGUAUUCCACUAUGCUCUAUGCCCAGCGUGCCAGCCACAUACUGGCCAGCCAUAGCCCCCAGCGGCCCCUCUUCCUCUAUGUGGCCUUCCAGGCAGUACACACACCCCUUCAGUCCCCUCGGGAGUACCUGUACCGCUACCGCACCAUGGGCAACGUGGCCCGGCGGAAGUACGCAGCCAUGGUGACCUGCAUGGAUGAGGCUGUGCGCAAUAUCACCUGGGCCCUCAAGCGCUAUGGUUUCUACAACAAUAGUGUCAUCAUCUUCUCUAGUGAUAAUGGUGGCCAGACUUUCUCAGGGGGCAGUAAUUGGCCUCUCCGAGGACGCAAAGGCACUUACUGGGAAGGUGGUGUGCGGGGCCUGGGCUUUGUCCACAGCCCCCUGCUCAAGCGAAAGCGACGGACAAGCCGAGCACUGGUGCACAUCACUGACUGGUACCCAACCCUGGUGGGUCUGGCAGGUGGCACCGCCUCAGCAGCUGAUGGGCUAGAUGGCUACGAUGUGUGGCCAGCCAUCAGUGAAGGCCGGGCCUCGCCACGCACGGAGAUCCUGCACAACAUUGACCCACUCUACAACCAUGCCCGGCAUGGAUCCCUGGAGGGCGGCUUUGGCAUCUGGAACACUGCUGUGCAGGCUGCCAUCCGUGUUGGCGAGUGGAAGCUGCUGACAGGAGACCCUGGCUAUGGAGACUGGAUCCCACCACAGACUCUGGCUGCCUUCCCUGGCAGCUGGUGGAACCUGGAGCGAAUGGCCAGUGUCCGCCAGGCUGUAUGGCUCUUCAACAUCAGUGCUGACCCUUAUGAACGGGAGGAUCUGGCUGGCCAGAGGCCUGAUGUGGUCCGUACCCUGCUAGCCCGCCUGGCUGACUAUAACCGCACAGCCAUCCCCGUGCGCUACCCAGCUGAGAAUCCCCGGGCCCAUCCUGACUUUAAUGGGGGUGCUUGGGGGCCCUGGGCCAGUGACGAGGAAGAAGGGGAAGAGGAAGAAGAAGAAGGCAGGGCUCGAAGCUUUUCCCGGGGUCGCCGCAAGAAAAAAUGCAAGAUUUGCAAGCUUCGAUCCUUUUUCCGUAAACUCAACACUAGGCUGAUGUCCCACCGGAUCUGAUGUGGGGGGAGGGAAUCUCUGUCCCCUACAUGUUUUUCCCCACU
Otolemur garnettii (small-eared galago) is the source of this 1910-nucleotide messenger RNA. RefSeq names its product arylsulfatase family member I (gene ARSI). The coding region runs from base 148 to 1866 and encodes 572 amino acids. The record is from RefSeq and is a predicted model, not a curated record. The transcript has 2 exons. NCBI's taxonomy places the organism in Eukaryota, Metazoa, Chordata, Mammalia, Primates, Galagidae.